Molecule: messenger RNA, 768 nt
Organism: Mesitornis unicolor (brown roatelo)
Lineage: Eukaryota; Metazoa; Chordata; Aves; Mesitornithiformes; Mesitornithidae
Product: synaptic vesicle 2-related protein
Exons: 8
Biological process (GO): transmembrane transport
Cellular component (GO): membrane
Molecular function (GO): transmembrane transporter activity
Source: RefSeq, a predicted model, not a curated record
AUGGAGGAUGAUUUAUUCCAGCUGAGACAGCUGCCGGUGGUCAAGUUUCGCCGCACUGGGGAAAGCUCGAGGUCAGAUGAAGAUGUCAUUUCAGGAGAGCAUGAAAUUGAGAUUGAGGGUGUUCGGACAGAGCUAGAGCCUGUUGAGCUAGAGGAUGGAGCUGCAGUGCCAAAAGAGUUUGCCAACCCAACUGAUGAUACUUUCAUGGUGGAAGAUGCGGUGGAAGCCAUUGGAUUUGGAAAGUUCCAGUGGAAGCUGUCUGUUAUUACUGGAUUAGCAUGGAUGGCAGAUGCUAUGGAAAUGAUGAUUUUAAGUAUCCUAGCUCCUCAGCUUCAUUGUGAGUGGCGAUUACCAAGCUGGCAGGUUGCAUUGCUCACCUCGGUGGUGUUUGUGGGAAUGAUGUCCAGCUCCACCCUCUGGGGAAACAUUUCAGACCAGUAUGGGAGAAAAACAGGCCUAAAGAUCAGCGUGUUAUGGACGCUCUAUUAUGGGAUCCUCAGUGGUUUUGCACCAGUGUACAGCUGGAUCUUGGUGCUGAGGGGCCUGGUGGGCUUUGGGAUUGGAGGAGUGCCUCAGUCGGUAACCUUAUAUGCUGAAUUCCUUCCGAUGAAAGCAAGAGCAAAGUGCAUUUUAUUAAUAGAGGUCUUUUGGGCCAUCGGGACCGUGUUUGAAGUCCUUCUAGCAGUGUUGGUGAUGCCCACUCUUGGCUGGCGGUGGCUCCUCAUUCUUUCUGCCCUCCCGCUUUUGCUCUUUGCUGGCCUGUGUUUU